GCCCGCAUGCUGGCCACCGUCUUCACCGCGCUGGCCGGGCUGCUGCUCGUGCCGCUGCUCGCCGCCCUGUGCUGCCCCUACCUGUUCCAGGACGUACGCUACUUCGUGCGCCUGGCGGGGCUGGUGCGGCGCUUGCAGAGCUACGGGCGCAGGCGCCCGCCGCCCACCGUGCUGGGCGCCUUCCUGGAGCACGCGCGCCGCUCCCCGCACAAGGCCUUCCUGCGCUGCGGGGACCAAGCGCUGACCUACGCGCAGGCCGACCGGCGCAGCAGCCAGGCGGCGCGGGCGCUGCACGGCCUCGGCCUGCGCCAGGGCGACUGCGUGGCCCUCUUCAUGGGCAACGAGCUGGCCUACGUGUGGCUGUGGCUGGGGCUCGCCAAGCUGGGCUGCCCGAUGGCCUGCCUCAACUACAACAUCCGCGCCAAGUCCCUGCUGCACUGCUUCCAGUGCUGCGGCGCCAAGGUGCUGCUGGCCUCCCCAGAACUACAAGACGCUGUUGAGGAGGUACUGCCAAGCUUGAAGAAAGACGGAGUGUCCGUCUAUUAUGUCAGCACGACAUCCAACACCGAGGGCGUCGACUCGUUCCUGGACAAAGUGGAUGAAAUGUCGGGGGAACCCGUCCCAGAGUCCUGGAGGUCUGAAGUCACUUUUUCUACUCCUGCCUUGUACAUCUACACUUCUGGAACCACAGGCCUCCCAAAGGCUGCAAUGAUCAAUCAUUACCGCAUCUGGUAUGGAACGGGCCUCAGCAUGGUCAGCGGGUUCCGGAGCGACGACGUCGUCUACACCACGCUGCCCCUGUACCACAGCGCGGCGCUCAUGGUCGGCUUGCACGGCUGCAUCGUGUCCGGUGCUGCAAUGGUUUUGCGGAAGAAAUUUUCAGCCAGCCAGUUCUGGGACGACUGCAGAAAAUACGACGUGACCGUCAUCCAGUAUAUCGGUGAACUGCUCCGGUACUUGUGCAACACACCCCCGAAACCUAACGAUCGGGAUCAUAAAGUAAGGGUGGCACUAGGCAACGGCUUACGCGGAGACGUGUGGAGAGAAUUUAUCAAGAGAUUCGGGGACAUCCAAAUCUACGAGUUCUACGCUUCCACGGAAGGCAACGUGGGGUUUCUGAAUUACCCGAAGAAGAUUGGCGCUGUGGGGAGAGUGAACUUCCUGCAAAGAAAAAUCGUGCAUUAUGAGCUGAUUAAAUACGAUGUGGAGAAAGACGAACCCGUCCGGGAUGAGAACGGCUUUUGCGUCAGAGUUCCCAGAGGUGAGGUCGGACUCCUGAUUUGCAAAAUCACACAACUGACACCAUUUAACGGCUACGCUGGGGGGAAGAGCCAUACAGAGAAGAAGAAGCUGAGAGACGUCUUCAAGAAAGGAGAUGUCUAUUUCAACAGCGGAGACCUCCUAACGAUCGACCAUGAGAAUUUCAUCUACUUCCACGACAGAGUUGGAGAUACAUUCCGGUGGAAAGGGGAGAACGUGGCCACCACCGAAGUCGCUGACAUCAUGGGCCUGGUUGAGUUUGUCGAGGAGGUGAAUGUGUACGGAGUACCCGUGCCGGGUCAUGAGGGUCGAAUUGGAAUGGCCUCCAUCAAGAUGAAAGAAAACCAUGAGUUUGAUGGAAAGAAACUCUUUCAGCACAUUGUUGAUUACCUGCCAGCCUACGCGAGACCCCGCUUUCUGCGGAUACAGGACACCAUUGAGAUCACUGGGACUUUCAAACACCGCAAAGUGACCCUCAUGGAGGAGGGCUUUAACCCCACCGUCAUCAAAGACACCAUGUAUUUCUUGGACGACACGGCAAAGACGUACGUGCCUAUGACUGAGGACAUUUAUAAUGCCAUCAGCAACAAAACGCUGAAGCUGUGAGCAUUGCUGGGAGGACAACUCAUCACAGUUCUUGAAAGAAGCUGAAUGGACCCAGUACAGCCUCUUGAUAUAAUCCAACUUUAAUUCGAUUGAAGAUUAUGAGGGCAAUUUUUUUAGGAAAGUAUGCCUACCAGUGAGGGGAGGGUUUUUUUAAAAGUACACCUCAACUUUUACACAUGAAAAUAUUUAGAGAUAAUUAUUUUUUCAAUAUGCACCUACCCUUUGUAUUUGCAAACUGGCCCAGUUGGAGGGAGGGUCUUGGUUUUUUUAAAAAAUGGAUAAUAAAAUAGAUGGGGGAGGGGGUGCAAAAAGAUAAAAUAAAAUAGAUGAACACCAACAUAUGAA
This is a messenger RNA of Chinchilla lanigera (long-tailed chinchilla), 2211 nucleotides long. RefSeq names its product solute carrier family 27 (fatty acid transporter), member 2 (gene Slc27a2). NCBI's taxonomy places the organism in Eukaryota, Metazoa, Chordata, Mammalia, Rodentia, Chinchillidae. Gene Ontology annotation, cellular component: peroxisomal membrane; endoplasmic reticulum lumen; endoplasmic reticulum. Gene Ontology annotation, molecular function: long-chain fatty acid transmembrane transporter activity; very long-chain fatty acid-CoA ligase activity; fatty acid transmembrane transporter activity. Gene Ontology annotation, biological process: very long-chain fatty acid catabolic process; long-chain fatty acid import into cell; bile acid biosynthetic process. The record is from RefSeq and is a predicted model, not a curated record.